This is a messenger RNA of Coregonus clupeaformis (lake whitefish), 1841 nucleotides long. Its product is annotated as SIN3-HDAC complex-associated factor-like. The transcript has 6 exons. NCBI's taxonomy places the organism in Eukaryota, Metazoa, Chordata, Actinopteri, Salmoniformes, Salmonidae. Gene Ontology annotation, biological process: negative regulation of cell migration. Bases 159 to 956 code for a protein of 265 amino acids. The record is from RefSeq and is a predicted model, not a curated record.
UGAGUCCACAACUACCCAGUCCCUUACACAGCGAGCGAGACAUCAACAAGAGAGAGCCGUAUCUGAUGCUGGUGAAUUGUGAGAGUAGUUAGGCUACAUUGUAACGACGCGUGUUCAAGGUUAUUACUUUGUAUCAACUACGUUCGACUUUCAUUAAGAUGUUUGGCUUUCACAAGCCGAAGAUGUACAGGAGUUUAGACGGCUGUUGCAUCUGCCGCGCCAAGUCCUCCAGCUCGCGCUUCACGGACAGCAAGCGGUACGAGAAGGACUUUACGAGCUGUUUCGGAUUAUGUGAAAUUCGGUCUGGAGAAAUCUGUAAUGCCUGUGUACUCCUGGUGAAACGAUGUAAGAAACUCCCAGUGGGGUCUAAGAAAAACUGGAAUCAUGUGGUUGAUGCCCGAGGAGGCCCCAGCCUAAAGAUUUCUUCCAGGCCAAAGAAACUGAAGUCCCUCUCCAAGAGAGCCAUGCCAAGCCAGAUCAGCCGACUUCAGAAAGAGCUAAAGAGGAACAACUCUGAUGCCCACAGCACCACGUCCAGUGCCUCCCCGGCCCAGUCUCCCAGCUACAGCAACCCUUCUGAUGAGGGCUCCGACACAGAGCUCUCCCCAGGCCCCAGCCGCUCCCCUGUCUUCUCCUUCCUGGACCUCACCUACUGGAAGAGGCAGAAGGUGUGUUGUGGGAUCAUCUACAAGGGCCGCUUUGGGGAGGUGCUCAUCGACCCUCACCUCUUCAAGCCCUGCUGCCGCAAGAAACAACAACAGCAGCGACAGGAGCUGGAGGAGGGGUACGAGGAGGAGGUUGUGGAAGAGGGAGAAGUGGCGGAGGAGGUGGUGGUGAGGAAGGAAGAUGAGGUGGAGAAAGAGGAGGUGAGGUCAAACAGCCAGGAGAGCUCCGAGACUCCUCAGCUACAGGUCAUCGUGACAACAUCUCAGACCAAAGAGGAGGAAGACUGGUGAUGUUGCACCACAGUGUGUGCAUUUUUCAGGAAGCCUUGGGAGUGCUCCUGGUUUACAAGCACUUACAAAAAGAAGUUACCGCUGAUUGCCUUUAGUCAGCGAGCAGCUGAAUACGGUCAUUUUGUUUGUUUGGUAACUUAUGAACUGACUGAGCCAUAUGGACUAGUUUUUCCCAAUUCAUCUGGUCUUGUUGUACUUGGUAUUCUCCUUGUCCUGGGUUUGUCUUCAUUAGGCUGGGCAUGCAACGGAAAAUGUUUGAAAACGUUUUGCAACGGAAAAUUAGCAUUUCUUAUUGGGCAAGUCAAUGUAGUCCACUCCUUGUUGCAAAUCCAUUUUAUUCCGUUUGGUGCCUUAUGAACACAACCCAGAUGUUCGGACACCUCUCUUGGUGUUUUUCUCCUUGACAUAAAAUGCUGUAGUUUUGACUGAUCGGCAGAAUAUCUUUACAGGUUACAGCCGUACAGUAGCACUUGUAUUAUCGUGAAACAAAUUCACAUUCACACUAUAUUUAUCUGUUCUGUAUAUAUGGGCCUGUAUGUAUUUCUAUAUGGGCCUCGGUCGAGAGCCUGUUCACAGCACCAACAGCCAAUACACCAGCCUUAAUUUAGUGAGGGAAGGCAGUGCUAGUGUUUUGUCAGUGUUGGUAUACUAAGGGAUGAUAUUAAGGGAACAUUUUGAAACUUCAUAAUCUCCAGCACCACCCCAACAUCAAUGUGAAAACUGUGUUUCUUUGUUUUGUAGUAAAAAAGAUGAGCACCAGAUUAAAAAAUAUAUAUUAUUCCGGAUGAUGUCAUCUGGUGUGCAUCAUGUAAUUUUAACCAAUUAUGAGCAAGCAAAGGUUAGUACUUUUGACCAGAUUAUGCUCCUGCUCAGAUGUUGCAUGCA